GUGGAGGAAUUAACUGUUGUAUACAUAUCAUCAAACACGGUGUGUAUAUAUAUGUAUAUAUAUAAAGCUUGCCAUAUCAUGAUAUGAAGAAGGUGUUGGACACCUCUCUCUAUCCCUCUAAGAAAUAGCAGUUGGUCAUUUGAAUAUUAGGUUCUCACCUCUCCAUUUAAAGUCCUCCAAACCAUUCUCCAUUUUCACAACUCCUCCAUCCCUUUCAAUUUCCUAGUUUUCUUCUUCAUCUCUCGUCAAAUUUGUUUAACCCUUUAGAACAACAAUAGAUCGAAGAGUUUUUAAGCUUUUACUCGAGAAAAUUCAACAAAAUGACAGUAAAGAAGAUGAUCUCAUUGCAAUCUUUCUUCCCGAGCUGUUGCAAGAGUGAGAUCAAGCCCCCCAAGAGAGCGGUGGCGAAACAGUCUUCAUUUCAGAGGCUCUCUCUAUCGGAUUUUAGCUCUUCGACGCUUUCUGGGGACCUCUCCAUCUCUUUAGCCGGAUCAAAUCUUCAUGUGUUUAUGCUGGCGGAGCUGAAAGUGAUCACACAGAGCUUCUCACCCACCAACUUUCUUGGUGAAGGCGGGUUCGGACCAGUGCACAAGGGCUUCAUUGAUGACAAGCUUAGGCCUGGUUUGAAGGCUCAGCCUGUGGCUGUCAAGCUACUGGAUUUGGAUGGCAUGCAAGGUCAUAGGGAGUGGCUGACAGAAGUGAUAUUUCUUGGGCAAUUGAGACAUUCAAAUGUUGUGAAGCUGAUUGGGUAUUGUUGUGAAGAAGAGCACAGGCUAUUGGUAUACGAAUACAUGCCGCGAGGCAGCUUAGAGAAUCAAUUAUUUAGAAGAUAUUCAGCAUCACUUCCAUGGUCCAUCAGAAUGAAAAUUGCUCUUGGAGCUGCAAAGGGCCUUGCCUUCCUCCAUGAAGCCCAAAAACCUGUUAUAUUUCGGGAUUUCAAAGCUUCAAACAUCUUGCUAGACUCCGACUACACUGCCAAGCUCUCAGAUUUUGGACUAGCAAAGGAUGGUCCAGAAGGAGAUCACACACACGUGUCCACACGAGUUAUGGGCACUCAUGGCUAUGCUGCUCCUGAAUACAUCCUGACUGGUCACUUGACAUCGGCAAGUGAUGUUUAUAGCUUCGGAGUAGUACUCUUGGAGCUUCUAACGGGAAGGAGAUCGGUGGACAAGAGCCGUCCACACAGAGAACAAAAGCUAGCAGAGUGGGCAAGGCCUCUACUGAAGGACUCCAGAAAGCUGAGUAGGGUAAUGGACCCUAGACUCGAAGGGCAGUACUCGGAAUUGGGGGCACAGAAGGCAGCUGCAUUGGCUUAUCAGUGCCUGAGCCACCGGCCUAAGCUUAGACCAAUCAUGACUAACGUGGUCAAGACUUUGGAACCUCUAAAGGACUUUGACGAUGAUGUUCCAGUAGGACCAUUUGUUUACACAGUUCCAACUGAUCAUAAUGAUUCGCAGAAAGAACAUGUUAAGGAAGGUGAAGCUACUCAAAAGGUUUCCAAGAAAGAAAAUGGCCACCAUCACCGAAAUCAGCAGCUGCAACAUGGACAUAGGCAUCGGAUUCAGUCACCGAAAUCCACAACCAUAUAUUCAGAAACUGCUCUGCACCAAAAUAUCAGAAACGAGUUGAGAUCUCCGGUGCACCAUAGAUUUAAGAGAGCAUAGAGACUGGUUAUACAACUGUAAAUUAAUAACAUUGUAGAUAGAGAGAUUCAUAACACAAUGGUUGUUUUGAAUUGCAUAGUGUGACACACUUGAUUUCUAGGCUCGAGUGUAAGGAUCAAUAUUAUGGGGACAUGUUGAUCUUUCUAAUUAAUUCAUUCAAAAAAAAAAAAAAAUGAUUUAUUUUAUUUUAUUUUAUUUUGUAAUGUACCUUCAGUAAACGGUCUGAUUUCUCAUAAGACAAGAUACAAAAUUAAGAAGAUGCA
Messenger RNA from Cornus florida, 1927 nucleotides. Its product is annotated as serine/threonine-protein kinase RIPK-like. Gene Ontology annotation, biological process: protein phosphorylation. The record is from RefSeq and is a predicted model, not a curated record. NCBI's taxonomy places the organism in Eukaryota, Viridiplantae, Streptophyta, Magnoliopsida, Cornales, Cornaceae. Gene Ontology annotation, molecular function: protein kinase activity; ATP binding. Bases 321 to 1664 code for a protein of 447 amino acids. The transcript is spliced from 5 exons.